Molecule: messenger RNA, 2454 nt
Organism: Tympanuchus pallidicinctus (lesser prairie-chicken)
Lineage: Eukaryota; Metazoa; Chordata; Aves; Galliformes; Phasianidae
Gene: SERPINF2
Product: serpin family F member 2
Exons: 9
Coding region: 3-1724 (573 amino acids)
Biological process (GO): negative regulation of fibrinolysis; negative regulation of endopeptidase activity
Molecular function (GO): serine-type endopeptidase inhibitor activity
Source: RefSeq, a predicted model, not a curated record
AGAUGCAGAGAAGUGCGUGUGGGGACGCUGUGUGCAGGGCUAGGUGUGCUGGGGGAGCCCAGGAGCAAUGCUGCACAGUGGCUGUAGCUGUGCUCUGGCACCCAAGGCUAAAGCUCUGCAUUCAGGCAUCGCUUGUGUUCCUGGAGGAGGGAUGCUGUGAAGAUGCCAUGGAUGUAAGAAAUAUGGUGUUGCUCUGGGGUCUGUUGCUGCUCUCCCUAUCUGCUCUGCACAGUCAUCCAAGGCUUCCUUUGGCACAAGCUGUUGAGCAACAGCAUCUCUCCUCAGACAAAGCUGUGGAUCUGAAGAACCUGAAAAGUGAUGGAGAUGAAGAAUCUGCUCUGCCAGGAGCCAUCCCAAGCCUGCCAAAUGCAAAGCUGGCAGACACCUGGGAGAUCUAUGGAACAUCACCUUCCAUCUCCACAUCAGCUGAAACUGGGGAUGAUGAGAGCCCAGGAGAUAAAGCCACAGCUGGGGCUGUCAGCUGUCGUGAACAGGAACCCUUUGGGAAAACCCUCUCUUCUGAAGAGGAAGGAGAGGAUGAAGAGGAAAGCUGUGACAUAACUUGGAGGAAGAGCCAGAAGUUAGCAAGUGGGCUGAUGAGGUUCAGCACUGAUCUCCUGAGAGAGGUCCAGCAAGAGUCCAACGGGAACGUGAUCCUGUCUCCCCUCAGCAUUGCCCUUGCUCUGUCUAACCUGGCACUAGGAGCAGCAAAUCAGACAGAGAAGCACCUGCUGGAGGCGAUGCACUUGGAAUCCAUGCCCUGUCUCCACCACAUGCUAAGCAGCCUUCGCAGGAGGCUGGCAGCAUCCAUGCUCAGCCUCGCAUCACGUUUGUACCUGCAGAAAGGAUCUGAGGUCAAAGAGAAGUUCCUGGAGGAGUCGGAGAAAUUCUAUGGGGCAAAGCCUGUGACCCUUUCUGGGAGCAGUGAGGAUGACCUCACGGCCAUAAACAAGUGGGUAAAGGAGGCAACUAACGGGCAAAUACCCACCUUCCUACAGCAGCUCCCUGGAGACACAGUGAUGCUGCUGCUCAAUGCAAUCCAUUUCCACGGGUUUUGGAGGAAUAAGUUUGAUGCGAGUUUCACUGCACCAGAUACAUUCCACCUCAAUGAUGAUUUUGUGGUUUCGGUUGAGAUGAUGAAAGCCCAGCGGUACCCCUUGAGCUGGUUUACACUGGAGUCCCAGGACAUUCAGGUGGCCAAGUUUCCCUUUAAGGGUAACAUGAGUUUUGUGGUCAUUGUACCAAACCAGUACACCUGGAAUACCUCUCACGUGCUGGAGAACUUCCCUUAUGGACAACUAUGCAGGCUUUUCCCCAAAGAGGUGCCCACCACAGUGAAGAUACCCAAAAUAAAACUGGACUUCCACCUGGAACUCAACAGUGUUCUCAGUCGCAUGGGCCUCCAGGAGCUGUUCAUAAGCCCAAAUCUACAGAAGAUCUCAGAUGAGCCUCUCUUUGUGUCCAGCAUACAGCAUCAAUCUGCCAUGGAGCUUAAAGAAGAUGGGGUGGAAGCCUCUGCUGCUACCAGCGUCAUGGUAUCACGCUCGCUGUCGGCCUUCAACUUAGACCGGCCCUUUAUCUUCAUUAUAUUUGAAGAAGAAAUGGGCAUCCCACUUUUUAUAGGCAGUGUAAAGAACCCUAACCCCAAUGCUGCCCCCCAGAUAAAAGAUCUACAGGACUUGCCUGAUGCAACAGAUGACAACGAGUACCCCAUGCCCAAAUAAGAGAGGAGCAAAGCCUGUGUUCUGGGACUGCUACUUGACCCUCUGGACCAGCUAAGAGAGGCUUCCUACCACUGGUGAUCUCCCUUUGAGGCCACAGAAGGCAAUUCCUUGCUUGUUUUCCUUUCCAGAUCCCUACAGACCAGUCCUGGGAUAUCCCAUUCCAGCCCUGAUGAGCUUUUCUUGGCUGGAGCUUCCCUCUGCUGACCCUGAAAAGCUUGCUUUGCCUCUCAGUCCUGGAAGGGAGAUUUCUGUGUCCCCAGACUCUUAUUAGAGUCUUCAUUAAGCUCUUAUUAGAGUCCAGCAUAGCCUGAAAUCAUCAUUAUCAUCUGGCAGCUUGGAUAGCAGCCAGAAAUAUUAAUACGGCUCUUCCUUCCUUGGUUCCUGUGAACAUGCCUUCCUCACAGUGUUCCUCUAUAAACUGCCUGUUUGUACCCACCUAGGAAAUGACCUCUAAAUCAAGUGGACUAGUAACCAGUUGUCUUCUCUGGGAUGAGUCAGAGCCACUUCAGGCACAAGCUCUUCUCAGACACUGCCUUUUCCCACUCCUUGGCUAUUAGGAUCUGCUGUGGGAGGGUCUGCAAUGAGGGACUCGCUCCCUUUAUCUCCAGUCCUGUUCCUGGAAAAUAAUUCUGGUUUCUUGAGCAAUGCUAGAUUUUUCAAGGCUUAUUUUAUAAAGCAUUUUUUAGUAAUUUUUAUGUUGGCAGAAUAAUAAAGAGUAAAGCAGAAUGCA